AUGUUAGUUUCAUUAGGGAUACGAUCGCGUGUGCUGAGUUUAGAAAACAAAUGUUUGCUAAGGUUUCUGAAAUUGUCGGUUAUGCCAAACGGAAUGUCUGAUUAUCCAUACGAGAAAACCGUGACUGCUUUCGAUUCAUCCAGUCUAAGAUUUACCACUUCAGUACGUAUAUCCAUCUCAAAUCCUGUUCUAAAUGCGAGUAUCCUGCACGAAGGAAGGAGGUUUAUUCAUGCUACUAAAACAAGGUACGAUACUUCCCUUCCUGAAAAUGAUGAAAAACUGAUAAAAGCGAAGGAAGCAGUCCAAAAGGAGCAUAGGGAAGCAAAACCUACAGGAUUAUUCGCAAAAUUGAAAUAUUAUUUGAAGCGCUACUGGUAUAUCGCUAUCCCAAUACACAUUGCAAACUGUGUCAUUUGGUUUAUUGUCCUUUAUGUCGCUGUCAAAAGCGGUCUUGAUGUUGUUGCAUUGCUGGAGAAAUGUCAUGUGCCUAAUUAUGUUGUUGAAAGAGUAAAAUCAGUUCCUCCGAACGCAGGAGUUGCUGUUGUAGCCUUUCUACUGUACAAGAUCGCUACUCCCUUUCGUUAUGCUGCUACUUUGUUGUUAAUACAGCUUAGCUUCCCAAUUCUUCGACGACUCGGUUUAAUGACGGCAAAGGAAGUGAAAUAUAAGAUGCGAUUGAAAUAUACAAACAAAAGCCGAACAUUGACGGCGAACUUUGGACCGUUUCAUCAAACAUCGCUGAGGUUGAAUAUUCAAUAUAUUGAAUUUACUGAAACAUAUAUAAAUGUUUGUAUCAAGAGCAUCUCAAUAAACAAAGCGAAAUAUAACACUCAUGCGAUCAAUGAAGGAUUAACUUCGCAACUUCUUCAAAGGAGCGCAGUAGAAAGUUGGAGGUAUCUUACAGUAGCGAAUAUUGCCAGUGGUGGAGCUGUCAUCCUGAUCUGUCAAUUUAUAUAUACUCAUAUAUAUCUGCAGAAGAAAAUCCAAGCAAAAAUUCGGAAAUUCUCUCAUUACAGAGGAGCUUUCACAGUGUUAUCGAAACACAAAAAAGCAAUCGAAUUUUUGGGACUACCACUUACUGUUGGAGAAGUUGAUUUGGUGGAUAGAAAAAGGAAUUAUAUCGAUGAACGGAAGUCUGAGUUGCGAAUCCCAAUUUGUGGAGAACGUGAUGGCGGAAUAAUGGUAGUUCGAGCAGAACGUGAUGAAGGUGGUGAAGACUUUGAGACCGCGCAAAUUGAGCUUGAGCUCGAUGAAGCGGGGCAUAACAUUGUCAUUUACGAUAAUGGGAAGUGGUCUGGAAGAACAAAUAAUCUUUCGAAGUCCAUGUGGAUUAAGGGUACUCUUUUAUCACUGACAAAUAUGCAGUGGCCUUCAUGGUUACAACCGUAUGUAGAAGUCUUACUGUUAUGGAUUUCAUGGGCAAUUGAUUAUGUUGAUUGGGAUUAUUUGGAGUAUCUUAUUUGGCUCUUCCUGCCACUACUAGUCGCUUUCAUAUUACCAGUCCUUCUUCUUCUUUUUAUAUAUGGUUGUGUUAUUUUUCUUCAUAUUUAUGGCUUGCGGAAUCGCAUUCGAGAGGCUUAUGCUAGUAGUUUAUGGGAUGGUGCACGCAUCAGUAUUGCAUCUUUCUGGGAUGCAGUAGGAUAUGUCUGGCAUGGUUAUGAAAUAAAAGGUUUGGAAAAUGUGCCUAAUGAAGGUUCUGCUCUACUUGUAUAUUACCACGGAACUUUACCAAUAGAUGUAUAUUAUGUUAUUGCGAAAUGUAUGCUUCAUAAGAAACGUACUCUGCAUUGCGUUGGUGAUAAAUUCAUCUUCAAAAUGCCGGGAUGGGGAAUGAUUUGUAAGGUCUUUUACAUAACUCCCGGAACGGUAGAAGAUUGUAUGGCACGGUUGAAAGACGGCCAUUUGCUAUGCAUUGCACCCGGUGGUGUUCGUGAAGCUUUGUUUUCUGACCCCACUCGUUAUAACAUCAUGUGGGCUCGUCGUCUGGGCUUUGCUAAAGUCGUCAUUGGUUGUCCAGAAACGCCUGUAAUUCCGAUGUUUACUGAAAAUUGUCGUGAUGCUUUCCGUACUCCGCGUUGUGGACGAAAAAUUUUUCGAUGGAUAUAUGAGAAAACACGAUUACCACUUUGCCCAGUAUAUGGUGGUUUCCCAGUUAAAAUGAUAACACAUCUGGGCAAACCUAUGUAUUUUUCUUCUGAUAUAAAUCCAGAAGAUGUCAAAAAAACUGUGAAAGAAGAGGUGCAUGACUUAAUUAGAGAACAUCAGCGGUUACCUGGAAGUAUAUUGCGCGGAAUCAUGCAGAGGCUACAUCACACUGGGUGGUUUUAUGAUAAGCGACGCUGUAAGCAGGAUGUGUUAUUAGAAGAAAUAACUUGUAAUAAUCUGUGCUCAAAUAACAUUACUCACAGCAACAGCAUUGCUUCCUCAGAAUCCGGUCAGUUGUCAUCGCCAGAAAUUUUGAUUUCUCAUGCAGGUGGUGGAGUGUCGCUCGAUAUCAACUGA
This is a messenger RNA of Acanthocheilonema viteae, 2502 nucleotides long. NCBI's taxonomy places the organism in Eukaryota, Metazoa, Nematoda, Chromadorea, Rhabditida, Onchocercidae. The record is from the annotation of a GenBank genome assembly.